Molecule: messenger RNA, 1976 nt
Organism: Caenorhabditis angaria
Lineage: Eukaryota; Metazoa; Nematoda; Chromadorea; Rhabditida; Rhabditidae
Source: the annotation of a GenBank genome assembly
AUGUGUAAUUCUAUAAUACCUGUGAUUUUUUUGCUUUUUGGUCUUGUUUUAUGCCAUGUUGGUCCACCAAUUAUUAGAGGAAGGCCUAGAGGUGGAUUUUUGGCAUCCGAUCCAGCAGAAGGGCCAGUAACUGAGGACCAAUAUAUGGUUUAUUCGGAAAUUGUGCAAAAAGUGGAUCAUUUCAAUGACUCGAAUACAGCUACUUGGAAACAGGUUGGAACAAUUUAUAAAAAUUAUUUUGAAAUAACGUUUUCAGAGAUAUCAAUACAACUCGAAAUUCUACAACAAUCAAACCGGUUACGUUUUUCUGAUGUUAGGUGGAGAAGGUUCAAUAAAUGUGACAAAUGGGGAUAAAUGGGUGAGACAUGAAAAUGAAACAAUGAUGAAGUGGGUUGCCGAAUUUCAAACCGCCGCUUUUCAAGUCGAACAUCGUUUUUAUGGAAGUAGCCAAUAUUCCCCAAUUGGGUCAGUUUUUUAGUCAUUCGAUUUUUGAAAUAUCUAUAUGAGCUCUAGAGAUCAAACAACUUCGAGUCUUCAAUUAUUAACAAUCGAUCAAGCAUUAGCAGAUAUUAAUGAGUUCAUUAAUCAGAUGAAUGCUUUAUAUUUUCCAAAUGAUCAACCGAUUUGGAUUACUUUUGGAGGAUCUUAUCCGGGAAGUUUGAGCGCUUGGUUUAGGGAAACUUAUCCACAACAGACUGCUGGAGCGGUUUCUUCUUCUUCAGCUGUUCAUGUAUUUGUUGAUUAUUAUGGUAAGGACUCUAGACUCUUUCUGUCAACUAACUUCUUAUUUCCUUUAGGCUACGCCAUAAACACCGAGAAAACCUAUAGAGCAGUCAGUGAUAGUUGCGCUAAUGUAAUCGGAGUCGCUUUCCAAAACCUCAUUCAAACAGCCUAUAAUGGCGCAACUUCUCGUGCUGCCUUGAAAACCCAAUUUAAUCUAUGCGACGAUUUUGACGAAUCCAAUGUUUCAAAAUCGGUUCAAUUCUUCUUCCAAAAUUUAUAUGGGUAUUUCCAGGGAAUCAAUCAAUACACUGGAGAUAAUCGGGUAAUUUUAAUCAUAGAGAAAAGGUUCUUAAUAGGAAUAAUGGAUUUCUUUAGAAUAACGCCACACGGAGUGGUUUGGGAGUUCCUGCAGCAUGUCAAAUUUUGAACAACGCAACUAUCGGAGAUGAAAUUCAACGAGUUAUUGGAGUUGUGAGUUUCAGAAUUUAAAGCUUCUCUUUAUAGAAACAAUAAUUCGUUUUCAGUUAAGCCUAUAUGAUUCCUGGUAUUCACCAAGUGAUUCUGGAUGUCGUCCGAAUAACUACACCGCUUUUAUUCAAACAUAUGCAGACACUUCAAUGCCAAACGAUGACGUUAGUAAGUGACGUUUUACUGUAUUAAAAAAAACUCAAGACUUAUUUAAUAUUUUCAGUCAGCACAAGAAGUUGGAUUUGGCAAACUUGCACAGAACUCGGUUACUAUCAAACUACUGAUGGUGGAAAUUCCGGAAUAUUUGGAUCGACAGUUCCACUUGAGUGAGUUCCUCUAACCUCUCUGAAACUUUAACUCUGUCUAUUUUCAGUUUUUUCGCUGAUCAAUGUAUUGCUCUUUUUGGUCCCGAAUACACACUCGAUAAAACAUUCGAGUUAAUUGACGCAGUUCGCGAAAAAUACGGUGGCGCUAAAAACUAACGUGGAACCAAUGUUUGCUUCCCAAAUGGCUCUUUUGAUCCAUGGCAAGAUUUAGGUCACAAAAUCCCGAAUGACGAAAAUGACGUGGAUUCUUGGUUAAUUAAUGGAACUGCACAUUGUGCUGAUAUGUAUCCAGCUAGAGAUUCUGAUUCGCAAAGUUUAAAAGAUGCUAGACUUCGAAUUCAUGCUCAUUUAAAAACUUGGUUGGAUAACGCCCAGAAACUUCGAACAAAUUCAUCGUUCAGCAGCAUUUUGUCGAAUAUUUCAAUGUUUUUAUUAAUCGCUGUUUGGAAUUUACUUUAA